Messenger RNA from Racocetra fulgida, 911 nucleotides. Lineage: Eukaryota; Fungi; Glomeromycota; Glomeromycetes; Diversisporales; Gigasporaceae. The record is from the annotation of a GenBank genome assembly.
ACGCUGCCAAUAAAUUGACCAGUGGUGAAUCAGACAUAGCGAUAAAUUGGUCUGGAGGUCUACAUCACGCUAAAAGGUUUGAAGCAUCUGGAUUCUGCUACGUGAAUGAUAUCGUGUUAGCUAUUUUAGAGCUCUUAAGAUUUUAUCAACGCGUCCUUUAUAUUGAUAUUGAUAUACAUCAUGGUGAUGGUGUAGAAGAAGCUUUUUACACCACUGACCGAGUUUUGACUUCUUGUGUCGACUUCGUAAAGGAUUUUAAUAUUCCUCUUUUGGUUGUAGGUGGUGGCGGAUACACAAUCCGUAACGUGGCCCGUGCUUGGACGUACGAAACUGGUUUAUUACUUGGGGAACAGCUUAAUGAAGAACGACAGUUGAAUACGCGCAUUGUUCCAGAAAAUGAACUUUCCGAUUCCGAGGAUGAAGGGGGAAGACGACACGAAAGGAGCUAUUAUCCUAAUGGAAAGGCAGGGGAGUCUUCAGCACGCAAGAUUCGUGCAAACAACAAAAAUUCACAUUAUGAAAGUGAAAGUCGCGGAUCAUCUUCGCGCUCUAGUAAGACAAAUAGCGGAAUUAGAGAUCAAGGACGCAACAAAUCUUCAAGGUCCAAUCAAAUAUUUGACGAUGUGCUCAACACUACAGUGAGCACUAGUGUUCCGUCAGCAGAUAGACCCUCAAUAAUGACUCCUUCACCGAGUUCUUCUCGACCCCCUGCCCCACCAUCCGAUGUUACACAAGAGGAUGCAAUUGCGUCAGCACCCGGUACUCCACCAAUAUCAAAUGCAAAUAAUCCUAAUGAAACUGUCACUGCGGCAAAUGAAACGACGACGACUAUGGAUAUAGACACUGCUGAACCUGAGCCUGAGCCAAUAGUAAAAGAUGAGGAAAUUGAUGAUGUUGCAAUGCAAUCGUGA